AAUUCCAGUUUACCUUUCGAUCAAAUCCCGCGCCUUUCACGCAUCGUCGAAAUUUUUAUUAAAUUUUAUCAAUGGAUAUCACCAAGCAAAAUUUCCUCGAGCAACUCCCGUCUAUAAGGCAAGCGAUACAGAAUGCAACGUUCUUUGCGAUGGACUGUGAGUUCACUGGACUUGCCUCGGAUCGUACCAUUUUCCCCUUCGAUACGCCGGAAGAAGUGUAUCUGAAGAUGGUGGAAAACAGCCCCCCGUACAUCAUCGUACAGUUCGGGCUGUGUGCGUUCCGGGUGGAACCGCCCAGCGAGGAGGAGGAGGAGGAGAAAAAGGACGGUCAACCGCGCGUAUCCUACCAGUGUUACAACUUCUACUGCUAUCCCAAGGGCCGCACGAAUGUGUUCAGCUGCCAGGGCGAGAGUAUGCGCUUCCUCGCCGACAAUGGGUUCGACUUUAAUCGUCUCUUCCGCGAAGGACUUUCGUACGCCAACGAAACGGAGGAGCAACGCUAUCGGGCGGAUUUGAAGGACCGGCAAGCUACGCGGGCGGCCAACAUUCUCGCUGCGGCGGAGAGUGACCUGACGGAGGAAGAACCGAAGGUGGGGGAAGUGAACGAUGUCAACAUGAUACCGGUGCCUCCCGAACACCAGCAACAGGUGGACGAUACGGCGGCCAGUAUCGAGGAGUUUUUGCAGUCCGAUCGGCAGGAGCUGAUCGUCGGUAGCUGCAAUGCGUUCCAGCGGAAGCUCAUCUAUCAGAUGAUCGAGCAACGGUACCAGCGAAAGGUGUCCACUUCGACGGUUUCGCUCGAGAACAACCAGAAAGCGAUCAAGGUGGAACGAAAACGUUCGACGGAAGAGGAGCAGGCGCUGGAUGAGCAGCGGCGAACGCGCGAGAACGACGAUCUCGAGACGAGCGUAGGGUUGUCGCUGGUACUGCAGGAGCUGGCAAAGGCACGGAAACUAAUCAUUGGCCACAAUAUGCUGCUGGAUUUGUUCUACGUGCUGCGCCAAUUCUUUAAACCACUGCCGGCAGACUAUCAAGAGUUUAAGAAGCUGACGAAGGAAUAUUUCCCACUUCUUCUAGAUACCAAGUAUCUGUGCACGAAUGCGGAGAUUAAGGUGAAUGUCAACUCCUCCGUACUAGCACACGUGUACGAUGCGGUAAGCAAGGCACCAUUCUCGAUCCCUACGGUGCAUCCCGAGCUGCCGGAUUAUCAGUACAGCGUGGAUGACGAGAAAAAGCACGAAGCAGGCUACGAUGCUUACCUCACGGGGCUAUGUUUCUUGGGGCUGGUUAGCAAAUUCAAAGCUAAUCUGCUGCAACUUCCCAAAGAUCCCAACUUGAAACACUAUCUAAACAGAAUUUUCAUCACCCGCCUAACCGAUGUGAACUAUAUUUAUCUGAACGGGAAAGAACCCACACAAACGCGGGAACAUAUCUUCUACGCAACGUUCCCAGAAACCUGGCGCACCGGGGACAUCCAGAACAAGUUCAAACCGUUCGGCCCCGUGCACGUUAGCUGGCUGGACAAUACGUCCGCGUUUGUGGCAUUGCACAACCGUAGUGCCGCGAGCUCGGUGCUGAAAAUGAUCGGCUAUCACUCCGGCUUCAAAGUGUACAACUUUGCACAAUUUACGCAAAUGAAACUGCAACGCCCUGGAGCUAAACGAGGACGAAACGGUUCGAGUAGUGCUAGUCCCGGAGAAGAUGCAGGAGUUCGAAGCGCACAACCAGUCAAUCAACGGCCGAGCGGGGAAGAAAAAGGACAAAAAGAAGGCCAAAAAAUAGAGCGUCCGCAGACGAUCACCACUGCCGCCAAGCGGAAGGGUACGGAUGAGGCAACGCCGCCAACGCAGGCGGACAAGGAUGCUGCUGCUGCUACUGCCACCAAGGACGACGAGCACGACAACGACGAAGACAACGGUGGCGGCUGGAGAACGGUUAAAAAGGCGCGCAAAACAUUCACCGACAAUAACGAUUGGUAGCGAAGGAAAGGGCGCAAACGGUAGGUGAGUGCUGUUUUUAGAUAAGCGACCUACAAAAAAACGCGCAUAAGGAGAAUCGUCUCUGGUGCGCCGCACUGUAGUAACCGCACAUUUCAGGACAGACCGUCGUGUGCGGCAUCUAUCUCUUUCUCUCUCUCUCUCUCUGUCUCUCUCCUGGUCUCUC
This is a messenger RNA of Anopheles merus, 2163 nucleotides long. Its product is annotated as poly(A)-specific ribonuclease PARN-like. Gene Ontology annotation, molecular function: poly(A)-specific ribonuclease activity; RNA binding; metal ion binding. Gene Ontology annotation, cellular component: nucleus; cytoplasm. The transcript has 6 exons. Gene Ontology annotation, biological process: nuclear-transcribed mRNA poly(A) tail shortening. Lineage: Eukaryota; Metazoa; Arthropoda; Insecta; Diptera; Culicidae. The coding region runs from base 72 to 1979 and encodes 635 amino acids. The record is from RefSeq and is a predicted model, not a curated record.